Messenger RNA from Carlito syrichta (Philippine tarsier), 4362 nucleotides. It is a transcript of the gene PRKCI, whose product is annotated as protein kinase C iota. Gene Ontology annotation, molecular function: ATP binding; protein binding; diacylglycerol-dependent serine/threonine kinase activity. The transcript has 18 exons. The coding region runs from base 1 to 1824 and encodes 607 amino acids. The record is from RefSeq and is a predicted model, not a curated record. Gene Ontology annotation, biological process: protein phosphorylation. NCBI's taxonomy places the organism in Eukaryota, Metazoa, Chordata, Mammalia, Primates, Tarsiidae.
AUGACCUUUACACACUUUGAAAACUCAAAGGCUUUGUCACACCUGAAAGAGCCCAGCCAUGGGUCUGCAGGCACCACCCCUCCCUGCCCACAUGACUGUCGGCUUCGCAGGAAUCUUCCUACCUCAGCGACCAUGGAUAUCAUGAUAACACAUUUUGAACCUUCCAUCUCCUUCGAGGGCCUCUGCAGUGAGGUUCGAGACAUGUGUUCUUUUGACAAUGAACAACUUUUCACCAUGAAAUGGAUAGAUGAGGAAGGAGACCCAUGUACAGUAUCCUCUCAGUUGGAGUUAGAAGAGGCCUUUAGGCUUUACGAGCUAAAUAAGGAUUCUGAACUCUUGAUUCAUGUAUUCCCUUGUGUGCCAGAACGCCCAGGAAUGCCCUGUCCAGGAGAAGAUAAAUCCAUCUAUCGCCGAGGUGCACGUCGCUGGAGAAAGCUUUAUUGUGCAAACGGCCACACUUUUCAAGCCAAGCGAUUCAACAGGCGAGCUCACUGUGCCAUCUGCACGGACCGAAUAUGGGGACUCGGACGCCAGGGAUAUAAGUGCAUCAACUGCAAACUCCUGGUUCAUAAGAAAUGCCAUAAACUUGUCACAAUUGAAUGUGGGCGGCAUUCUUUGCCACCGGAACCCAUGGUGCCCAUGGAUCAGUCCUCCUUGCAUUCAGACCAUGCACAGACAGUAAUUCCGUAUAAUCCUUCAAGUCACGAGAGCUUAGACCAAGUUGGUGAAGAAAAGGAGGCAAUGAACACUAGGGAAAGUGGCAAAGCUUCAUCCAGUUUAGGUCUUCAGGAUUUUGAUUUGCUCCGGGUAAUAGGAAGAGGAAGCUAUGCCAAAGUACUGUUGGUUCGAUUAAAAAAGACAGAUCGCAUUUAUGCAAUGAAAGUUGUGAAGAAAGAGCUUGUCAAUGAUGAUGAGGAUAUUGAUUGGGUACAGACAGAGAAGCAUGUAUUUGAGCAAGCCUCCAAUCAUCCUUUUCUGGUCGGACUGCAUUCUUGCUUUCAGACAGAAAGCAGGUUGUUCUUUGUUAUAGAGUAUGUAAAUGGAGGAGAUCUAAUGUUUCAUAUGCAACGACAAAGAAAACUUCCUGAAGAACAUGCUAGGUUUUACUCUGCAGAAAUCAGCCUAGCAUUAAAUUAUCUUCAUGAGCGAGGAAUAAUUUAUAGAGACUUAAAACUGGACAAUGUAUUGCUGGACUCCGAAGGGCACAUCAAGCUCACUGACUAUGGCAUGUGUAAGGAAGGAUUACGGCCAGGAGAUACAACCAGCACUUUCUGCGGUACUCCUAAUUACAUUGCUCCUGAAAUUUUAAGAGGCGAAGAUUAUGGUUUCAGUGUUGACUGGUGGGCUCUUGGAGUACUCAUGUUUGAAAUGAUGGCCGGAAGGUCUCCGUUUGAUAUUGUUGGGAGCUCUGAUAACCCUGAUCAGAACACAGAGGAUUAUCUUUUCCAAGUUAUUUUGGAAAAACAAAUUCGCAUACCACGUUCUCUCUCUGUAAAAGCUGCCAGUGUCCUGAAAAGUUUUCUCAACAAGGACCCAAAGGAACGAUUGGGUUGUCACCCUCAAACAGGAUUUGCUGAUAUUCAGGGACACCCAUUCUUUCGAAAUGUUGAUUGGGAUAUGAUGGAGCAGAAGCAGGUGGUACCUCCCUUUAAGCCAAAUAUUUCUGGGGAAUUUGGUUUGGAUAACUUUGAUUCUCAGUUUACUAAUGAACCUGUUCAGCUCACUCCAGACGACGAUGACAUUGUGAGGAAGAUUGAUCAGUCUGAAUUUGAAGGUUUUGAGUAUAUCAAUCCUCUUCUGAUGUCUGCAGAAGAAUGUGUCUGAUCCUCAUUUUCCAACGAUGUGUUCUGCUCAUGUUGCCACUUAAUGCAUGGAUAAGCUUGUUACCAGCCUGGAUACAAUUAGUCGUUUUUAUUUGCCACCCAUCAAAAAGGAAAGCCCCACUCAGUCUCUUAUUGUAGACUAUGAGAGUCGCUAUUACAUCUGUUUAACUGUGAAAAAGAAAUUAAAACUAGCUUCCAGACAAUCAUAUCAAAAUCUAGUUACACUGGUUUUUCAUUUUUUAAAGGCCUACUAAUGAAGUUAUCUUUUUGUUUUAAAAAAAGACCACUGCUUUUAAAAGAAAGUAUCUGUUGCAUUAAGGCACAUAGUGGGAUCAUGACAUAAGCCCAUAAUUUUUGUCAUUCUGUGUUGUCAUUUGAAGGUUUAAUUUUGAAAUAAAAGAUUAAUUCAAAAUUCAACUUUUUAUAUUACCUAUUAGUUUUGGAGUUCUUUCUGUUUAAAAGUUCAACCGUUAAGUCUUAUCAUUGCCUCGGACAAAUAAAUUAAUUGAUUUUUAAGGCAACCAUUGUUAAAUUGAUGAUAAAAGAUGUUGCUUGCUUAGAUUUGGGGAAUACAGAUUCUUCUUUACUAGAAAGUACACGCAUUUUAUUAAGAAUCAGAAUCCAAAUCAUUAGCUAUUUUUGCAAAACUGGCUUAUGUGAUUUUUUUUGCUACAUUAAGGGAGUAGUUUCUGAGCUUUUCCCUUUACUGAAAACUGUUACUGGGAUGUUAAUAUAUACAGUGCAGAAGACACAGGAUGCAGCUGAAUAGAAAAUCACUCAGUAUAUAAAAAGGAAAAUCAGAAAUUUAAAAUGGAUACAGAAGAGUACAAUGGUAAUAUUUUUUAUUUCUUAUUGGAGAGUGAAUUCCACAGUUGAUUUUUUUUUUUCACUUGCUUUAAAUAAUGAAACACUUGUUAUUACCAAACUUGUAAAAGCAUUCCAUGUAUUCAUUGGAGGCAGAAUGUAUAUUUUUUCCUUAUAAUGUAGUAUACAGGAAAAUAACUUACUUUCUAAGUAGAGUGUCUUAAUUAUUGUCAUUUCUUCCCCCAAAAUGUUACUUGUGUGUUUGGACUCCAUUUAUGGAGUCUGCGAUCUGAGAAAAAUUAUAAAGUAAACAUGAAUAAUUGUUCAGGACACAUAUAUCACAGUUCCAGCUCCUUGCAUGGAUUUUUAUUAAGUAGGUAACACAGGUAAUACAUAGUAGAAUACAUUUCAGGGGCAGAGUUAUUCAGAUUAUUUUUUAUUAAUAUUUUUAGCAAUUUAUUAUUUAAAGGGGUGCCAGAUACAGCAUCCUUUUGUUGUUUUAAAAGUUUUUUUUAAGAAAAGGGACCUAAAAAGUAACCAUGAGCAUCUAAAUUACUUACACGUCUUCAAUCUUAGCAAAAUUUAAUUUUAGAGAAAUUAUGUACUAUUAAAUUUAGGAGUAUUUAAAAUUUGUAGACCUUUAAUAGUCUUUUUUUUUUCCUUUUGGAUGCUACAUUUCAUUAAAUUUAAUUUUUCCCAAGUUUCUGGCCAUAAACUCUUUCCUUCAAAUAACUUGUCUGAAAGCAAUGAAAACCUCGAAGGAAAAUGUUUAUGUACAUCCACAUGUUUGUUUAAGAGGUAUAUAUGUUCUCUAAACCUGAAAUUUGUUUUAAAACAGAAAGUAGUGCUCACUUCAAAUCAUAAACUUGUGUUUAAGUGGUGCUGUUUUCCUUAGGGCAUUAAUUCUCAAAUUUUAGAAUGUGGAGUAAUCACGAUUCUAGGAGGUUUGUUUAAAAUGCACAUUACUUGGCCCACCUCAAAAUUCUGUUGGGCCUUUGGCCCCCAUUUUGAGAAACACUUUCUUCACGUUACUCUUUGCUUUUGUCCGGCAGUUAAAUAUUAGACAGACCAUCCUUCACCCCUGGGUUUAAGAUCAGAAUCCAUGAUGAAACACUUUGAGAAAGCGUAGGCAGUGAGCUGUGACUCACAAUUUCAAACAGAUUUUGAAUGAAUGAAGAUAUUUAAGUUAAAUAUCUUCCCGGCCCCCCUAUAGAAUUUCUCGACAGUUUCUACCAGUAAUAUACAAAAAGAUGAGCAUUUUUCUAUGAUGAGGUUUUAACCAUUAUUCAGGGUGGUGUUUGGGUUCUAGACCUUUUUUCAACUCAUAAGAUUUCUGUAUAUAUUUUACUCAGAAAUACAUUAUAAAUAUGUUUUUAAUUGUGUUUUCUUUUUUGUAGCCUUUAAAAGUGCCAUGCCAAUUGUUUUUAUAUUAUAUAGAGGUUCUCUCAAAAUACUCACCAGGGGACUAGGCAGUGGACAGUCAGAAUGGUUGGAAUUUUAGUGUUCUGAGAAAAAUUUUAUUUUGCGUAAGCACGUGGUCAGAUCAUUUUAUGCAUAUGCAACCCACAUUGGACACCAGGUAUUAUGCUUGUUCGGUACCAGCUCAUGUACUUUAUAAAUUCGUCUUGCUUUUUGUCAUAUAGAAUACUGCCUUGAUCAUUGUAAUGUAGUCUAUAUUUGUGUACCUUUUUUUUUACUUUAAAUUUUUUUAAAUAAAAUGUUUACUGCCCAUCAA